GUUGAGUGUAUAACGAGAAUAACAGCAGCUGUAAUCAAAUCCCAUUUUCUUCUUUAUUCCAUCGAUUGAACUACAAUCAAUCGCUAGGGUCAGUACCGUUGGGAAUCUCAGUCUCUCCCAAUCAGCUCGAUAUUGUAUUACUCAAUGCACCUAACAUUUUUGUCAUCAACAAUCGCUAUCGGUUCUCUGAAGAAACUCCAAUUAAGUCCAACCCGCAUUUUAGUUUUCUCAAGAACCCUAACAGUAGAGACAAUCUCGGCACCAGAUGGCGACCAAGAUCCUCUGUAUGCAGACAUACCGAAGCCUGCUAAGAGCAAGUCUGAGAGAAAACCCUACCCAACACCUAUGAAAAUUUUGGUUCAGAGAGCCAAGCAAGAGAGAGAAGCAAGAAAAUUACAACCAUGUAAACUUCUAGAAGAACCACCUGAAAAUGGCCUACUUGUUCCUGAACUGGUUGGUGUUGCUCAUCAAGUUUAUCGAGCUAGGGAGUUGAUAUUAUCGGGUUUAUCAAAGCUUGCAAAUGUUAUUCCAGUUCUUCGAUGCAGCCAUUGCUUUGAGGUUCACAUUGGUCAAGUAGGGCAUGGGAUCAGGAGUUGUACAGGUCCGAAAAGCGGUCUAAGAAACGCUACACACGUGUGGCGAAAAGGAAGAAUUCAUGAUGUAAUGUAUUUUCCCAAAUGCUUCCAUCUUUAUGACCGUGUUGGGAAGCCCAGAAUUAUACACAAUGAGAGUCGUAAAGUUAAACAACUUCCUGCCAUUGUAGAGCUUUGCAUACAAGCGGGGCUGAACCUUGAAAACCACCCUACAAAGAGAAGAACCCGACCCGUAUACAGCAUAGAAGGUAGAAUUGUCGAUUUUGAGACAGAAACAGACUUAGUGGCUUCUGAAGUUACCGGGACUGAUUGUAGUAUAGAUCUUUCUUUGACCAAAGGGUUGACUAUGAGGGAAUUAAGCAUCUUGACACUUGAUUCAUGGUUUGAGAUGAUAACAGGGGCGAAGAAGAUAAUGGAGCGAUACAAAGUGCAUACAUGUGGAUAUUGUCCCGAGGUUCAGGUUGGUCCAAAGGGGCAUAAAGUUAGAAAUUGUAGGGCGUCAAAACAUCAAUCUCGAAAUGGUAUGCAUGCAUGGCAAGAAGCGACGGUUUUUGAUUUGGUGGGACCCAAUUAUGUAUGGCAUGUUGCUGACCUGUCAGGGCCUCCUUUGUCUAAUGAUCUGAAGAGGUAUUAUGGUAAGGCUCCCGCAGUGGUGGAGAUGUGCGUGCAAGCAGGCGCACCUGUUCCGAGUGAAUACAGGAGUAUGAUGAGAUUAGAUGUUGUUCCCCCAUGUCGUGAUGAAUUGGAUCUUGUUACAUGAUGUUUGGUUUUACGUGUUCGUUAAAAAGGUUACCUGAGAAUUCUGACGGGUUAUUCGUCGAUGAGAUACUCAUGAGAUGGGGGAUAAUGUUUACAGAGUGAUCUGCUUUUCAGAAUGUCACGGCUAACCAGCCGAAGAUAGCCGAAAACUCUAUAGUGGGAAAAUCUUUAUUUUGUUAAAAUUCUUUUUUAAUUUAGUAAAAAAUCAAAAUCAAUUAUCUCAUUUAA
Molecule: messenger RNA, 1580 nt
Organism: Helianthus annuus (common sunflower)
Lineage: Eukaryota; Viridiplantae; Streptophyta; Magnoliopsida; Asterales; Asteraceae
Product: APO protein 3, mitochondrial
Exons: 3
Coding region: 145-1353 (402 amino acids)
Molecular function (GO): RNA binding
Source: RefSeq, a predicted model, not a curated record